Tricharina praecox is the source of this 327-nucleotide messenger RNA. RefSeq lists its product as uncharacterized. The transcript is spliced from 3 exons. Bases 1 to 327 code for a protein of 108 amino acids. Lineage: Eukaryota; Fungi; Ascomycota; Pezizomycetes; Pezizales; Pyronemataceae. The record is from RefSeq and is a predicted model, not a curated record.
AUGGGCCACAUAAAUUCGAGCGAGGCAUUCAUCGCCGUAAUCGUGGAUCUCGACCGGGACGCAUACAGCUCACGCAACGGAAUCCCUGACUGCUACGACCUCUUCGACUUGCACGUCCACCGGCACCUUACCAGCCUCUCAGCGCGCACCAUCUACGCCCUCUUCGAAGCCGUCUCCAGCCUAUGCGGGGCCGGCCGAGAGCCGCGGGCUCUAUACGGAUGCCGAGGAGAGCAGACAUUGCCCACCCUCCUGCUUUACGGUGCAGAGGGACUCAAGCUCUUCGAGGGCAUUACAUACCUCGAGGAGUACUACCUGACUAACACCUAA